UUUCUUUUCCUUCUUUUUGUUUCAAAGUUCAGAGCUUGAGAUAGGAGAGGCAUAUUCUAAUUUCUGUGAAGGUGAAGGAAGUAGAGAGAUUGUGAUAAUGAGGCCAGUUUUUUGUGGGAGUUUUGAUUAUGAAACACGGCAAUCUGAUCUUGAACGCUUGUUUUCUAAGUAUGGGACUGUUGAUAGAGUUGACAUGAAAUCUGGGUUUGCUUUCGUUUAUUUUGAUGACGAGCGUGAUGCUGAAGAUGCCAUCCGAAGCCUUGAUAAUACCCCAUUUGGUUACACUAAGCGCAGGCUUUCGGUGGAAUGGUCAAGGCAGGGAGAACGCGGUAAUCGUCGUGAUGGAUCUAAAUCAGCGGCAAACCAGAGGCCUACUAAAACACUGUUUGUGAUAAACUUUGACCCAAUAGAUACAAGGAUCCGAGACAUUGAAAAGCAUUUUGAGCCUUAUGGUAAGGUAUUGCAUGUCAGAAUCCGAAGGAACUUUGCAUUUGUUCAGUUUGAGACACAGGAAGAAGCUACUAAAGCCCUUGAGUGCACUCACAUGAGUAAGAUUUGUGGUAGGGUUGUCUCAGUUGAAUAUGCCCUUAGGGAUGACAGCGAGCGUGGUGGUGAUAGGCGUGAUAGUCCCAGGAGAGGAAGGGAAGAUAGCCGUUCUAGAAGCAGAAGUCCAGUGCGUCGAAGAAGUAGACCAAGUCCUGAUUAUGGACGGGCACACAGUCCAGUCUAUGAUAGAUAUAAGGGACCUUCGAGCAACAGAGAUCGAAGCCCUGACUAUGGGCGAUAUCCAAGCCACUCACCUGUUCGCCGCACAGCCAAUGGCCGCUCACCGGUACGGCACUCGUCUGCUAGUCGCUCACCAGUUCGACGUACUCGUUCACCUGGCGGCUGCUCACCUGUUCGCCGUACUCGUUCACCUGUCCGACGUAAUCGUUCCCCUGUUGGACGCUCACCUGUUCGCCGUACUCGUUCCCCUGUUGGACGCUCACCUGUUCGCCGUUCACCUGCCGGCGGUUCUCCAAAUGGCCGUUCACCAGUUCGCCGUUCUCCUGAUGACUGCUCACCUGUUUGAAGAUCAAGUAGCUGAAGAUAUCAGCAUUGGAGGAUACGCUUUUAGCAGUUGUUGCAUUAGUAGUGGUGGUAGUUUCAAGUUUCGACUUUAUUUUGUUAAUGUCACUCUUGAGUGUCAGUUUAGAAGGAACUGGAUGAAAAAGUAGUAGUUCUGGAGUCUGAACUUGGUGCUUUCAUUUUGAAGUAAAUUAUUGAAAAAUGUUGCCUUCUUUAUUGAGGUUGUUUAAUGAAUGCAACAUCCUGUUGAGUGCAACAGA
Messenger RNA from Papaver somniferum (opium poppy), 1328 nucleotides. RefSeq names its product serine/arginine-rich splicing factor RS31A-like. Gene Ontology annotation, biological process: mRNA splicing, via spliceosome. The record is from RefSeq and is a predicted model, not a curated record. The coding region runs from base 98 to 1072 and encodes 324 amino acids. The transcript has 6 exons. Gene Ontology annotation, molecular function: RNA binding. Lineage: Eukaryota; Viridiplantae; Streptophyta; Magnoliopsida; Ranunculales; Papaveraceae. Gene Ontology annotation, cellular component: nuclear speck.